This is a messenger RNA of Dothidotthia symphoricarpi CBS 119687, 1138 nucleotides long. RefSeq names its product thioredoxin-like protein. Gene Ontology annotation, molecular function: thioredoxin peroxidase activity. Gene Ontology annotation, biological process: hydrogen peroxide catabolic process; cell redox homeostasis; response to oxidative stress. Gene Ontology annotation, cellular component: cytosol. The transcript has 5 exons. The coding region runs from base 340 to 1002 and encodes 220 amino acids. NCBI's taxonomy places the organism in Eukaryota, Fungi, Ascomycota, Dothideomycetes, Pleosporales, Dothidotthiaceae. The record is from RefSeq and is a predicted model, not a curated record.
CGAGCCUCGAACAUGAUGCCGAAGACGCCGAUGACGGAAGGCUUUGCAGCGGCCCGCAUGCUUUGGAAUCUUCUAUCAGGCCUAACAUAUAACCGCUUGAGGCUCCGCAACGUUCCACGUCUGCCAGAGCCGACCCACAGCGAAGAUCCUAGUACGCUUAUCUUGACGUGAGACCUCCAAACAUAAUUUCAUACACACAUCUGUCAAUUAGAGAUAGUCGCCCAUUUCUACCUACUUUCACAUAUAUUUGUCCCACUGUUGACCUCGAGAUUUACCAUUGAUACGUUCAACCGGUCCCCUAACUCCGCCUUGUACUACCUUCUGAAACUCAACCCUAUCAUGGCCUUCCCUGCAUAUACACCAAAGGCGCGCGUGCAAAAGCCUGCGCCACACUUCUCCGGCACCGCGGUCGUCGAUGGAACCUUCGAAGAGCUCAAUCUCACAGCCUACACAUCGACCAAGCAAUGGCUAGUCCUCGGUUUCGUCCCCAUGGCCUGGACUUUUGUGUGCCCGACCGAGAUCCUCGCAUUCAGCGACCGGGCCGCCGACUUCGAGGCCCGUGGUGCCCGCGUCGUCUUCGCGAGCACAGAUAGCGAAUACAGCCUCCUCGCAUGGACGAAUGCAAGCAAGAGGGACGGCGGGCUGGGCAAAAUCAACAUCCCGCUGCUGAGCGACAAGAACCAUAGCAUCAGCAGAGACUACGGCGUGCUGAUUGAGGAGGAGGGUAUUGCGCUGCGGGGCCUGUUUCUGAUCGACCCGCAUGGGAUUGUGCGACAGAUCACUAUUAACGACCUCCCUGUGGGUCGCAGUGUCGACGAGACACUCCGCUUGAUCGACGCCUUCCAGUUCACCGACAAGUACGGCGAGGUGUGCCCCGCGAACUGGAGCCCAGGCGACGACACUAUCAAGGCGACUCCCGAGGGCAACAAGGCCUACCUCGACAAAGUGCACGCCGACACUAAGAUGUCGGAUGCUACUAUCAAGACAAACGGAACGUCCUAAGUCUUCUCUGUAACAUGCCGUAUUUCAGCACACCGCAUCAUCAUUCAUUCAUCGCGUUAGACACCCAGCAUUGCUCAGGCGCUAGAUAAACAGGAUUGGGUUGCUUAUUUGUUCCAAUUCCUCAACCAGCAGACAG